Hirundo rustica (Barn swallow) is the source of this 1093-nucleotide messenger RNA. RefSeq names its product histone H3.3A. The transcript has 4 exons. The coding region runs from base 158 to 568 and encodes 136 amino acids. The record is from RefSeq and is a predicted model, not a curated record. Lineage: Eukaryota; Metazoa; Chordata; Aves; Passeriformes; Hirundinidae. Gene Ontology annotation, cellular component: nucleosome. Gene Ontology annotation, molecular function: DNA binding; protein heterodimerization activity; structural constituent of chromatin.
AAUUGUGCUCCGAGCCGCCGCCAGCGCCAGCCGCAGCAGCUCCGGCUCCUCCUGCGCCCGCCCGCCCGCCCGCCCUCCAUCCCUCCCUCCCUCCCUCCCGCACGGCAGCCGCGCUCGCCCAGCGGACGGGGUGUAAGGCAGCGACGUCGGCAGGAGCAUGGCCCGUACCAAGCAGACCGCCCGCAAGUCCACCGGCGGCAAGGCGCCCCGCAAGCAGCUCGCCACCAAAGCCGCCCGCAAGAGCGCGCCCUCCACUGGCGGGGUGAAGAAGCCGCACCGCUACAGACCGGGUACUGUGGCUCUGCGUGAAAUCAGGCGCUAUCAAAAGUCCACCGAACUUUUGAUCCGCAAGCUCCCCUUCCAGCGUCUGGUGCGUGAAAUUGCUCAGGACUUCAAGACAGAUCUGCGCUUCCAGAGCGCUGCCAUCGGUGCUUUGCAGGAGGCAAGUGAAGCCUACUUGGUUGGCCUGUUUGAAGACACCAACCUGUGCGCUAUCCAUGCCAAACGUGUCACAAUCAUGCCAAAAGAUAUCCAGCUAGCACGCCGCAUACGUGGGGAGCGUGCCUAAAACCUCACCACGAUGGGUUUGUCAUUCUCGAAGCAAAAUCUUCUUCCUGUUAUUGGUAGUAAUGAACGUUAGAUAUUUUUUCCAUGGGGUUAAAAGGUACCUUAAGUAUAUGGUUGCAAGUGGAAAAAUAGGGGACAGAAUUGGGUAUUGGCAAGUUUUCUUUCCAUUUUCAUUUGUGUGUGGAUUUUUAAUAUAAACGAGGGGACAUAAAAACAAUCAAUGUGGUCAAAAAAAUAAAACCAUGAAUUGUUGAAACUUGUUCACCAAAACAACUUUAUUAAAAAAAAUAAAUAAAUAAACCUGUCAAAUUUUUCUGGACAAUGCCAGCAUUUGGAUUUUUUUUAAACAAGUAAAUUUCUUAUCAAUGGCAACUAAAUGGUGUUUGUAGCAUUUUUAUCAUACAGUAGAUUCCAUCCAUUCACUAUACUUUUCUAACUGAGUUGUCCUACAUGCAAGUACAUGUUUUUAAUGUUGUCUGUCUUCUGUGCUGUUCCUGUAAGUUUGCUAUUAAAAUACAUUAAAUGA